Messenger RNA from Morchella sextelata, 273 nucleotides. RefSeq lists its product as uncharacterized. Bases 1 to 273 code for a protein of 90 amino acids. NCBI's taxonomy places the organism in Eukaryota, Fungi, Ascomycota, Pezizomycetes, Pezizales, Morchellaceae. The record is from RefSeq and is a predicted model, not a curated record. The transcript has a single exon.
AUGUGCCACCCUCCUCAGCACGCUCCCCGUGAGGGCGUGACGAUGACGGUCCAGAUGCUGCAGGAGGAGGUGCGCAUGGAGGGGUGCUGGCAGUGUCGCAGGAUGAUGGAGAAGACGGAUAAUCAUCGGAACGACUUGCUGUUGCAGGAGAUGCUGGCCGUGGAGAGAGAUAUGAAGAGGGCGGAGGAGAGGGCGAGGGCGAAGGAGGUUGAAGAGAUGCUUCCGGAUGAUGACAUGGAGGGGGAGGCCGAGUUUGUGGAAGAUCAGAUUUAA